This is a messenger RNA of Pelodiscus sinensis (Chinese soft-shelled turtle), 910 nucleotides long. The record is from RefSeq and is a predicted model, not a curated record. NCBI's taxonomy places the organism in Eukaryota, Metazoa, Chordata, Testudines, Trionychidae.
UUGAUUUUUUUUUUAGCAUAUUGGUUUUUUUUUCUGGCUAUAGAUGAAACAGAAUUUAGAAACUUUAUUGUCUGGCUUGAAGACCAGAAAAUAAGACACUACAAGAUUGAAGACAGAGGAAGUUUAAGAAACAUACACAAUGAUGAAUGGCCUAAAGCUUAUGAAAAGUAUCUGAAAGAUGUCAACUGUCCCUUCAAGACAGAAGAAAGACAAGAAACCAUUGAUUGGCUUCUUGGAUUAGCUGUUAGGCUUGAGUAUGGAGAUAAUGCUGAUAAAUAUAAGGACGCCACACCUGACGGUGCUAAAAAUGCUGAUAAUGCAGCAAAAACUGCAGAACCACUGAUAAACUUGGAUGUGAAUAAUCCUGACUUCAAGGCUGGAGUGAUGGCUUUGGCUAACCUUCUUCAAAUCCAGCGACAUGAUGACUAUUUGAUAAUGCUUAAGGCAAUUCGCAUUUUGGUUCAAGAGCGCUUGACUCAGGACGCCAUAGGAAAGGCAAAUCAAUCCAAGGAGGGGUUGCCUGUUGCUUUAGAAAAGCACAUUCUUGGUUUUGACACAGGAGAUGCUGUUCUUAAUGAAGCUGCCCAGAUUCUGCGAUUGCUGCACAUAGAGGAACUCAGAGAGCUGCAAACAAAAAUUAAUGAAGCCAUAGUAGCAGUUCAGGCAAUUAUUGCUGAUCCAAAGACAGACCACAGACUGGGGAAAGUUGGAAGAUGAGCAAGUUGAGACUGUAGUGUCCUGUGUACUUAGUACAAUUAGGAGCUAUGUACAACUGUGGCAUGCAUUUUGAAAUGGAUAGUAUCCUCUGUUUUGAAAGAGAGAGGAAAUGGAAUUGUGACUGUUCUGGUGAAUUACCAUCAUUUUUCUUUAAAUAAAGUUGGGGAAAUAAAAUGCAUUGUUCUGUCUCUGA